Molecule: messenger RNA, 3628 nt
Organism: Sinocyclocheilus grahami
Lineage: Eukaryota; Metazoa; Chordata; Actinopteri; Cypriniformes; Cyprinidae
Product: diacylglycerol kinase beta-like
Exons: 27
Coding region: 568-3243 (891 amino acids)
Biological process (GO): phospholipase C-activating G protein-coupled receptor signaling pathway
Cellular component (GO): plasma membrane
Molecular function (GO): ATP-dependent diacylglycerol kinase activity; calcium ion binding
Source: RefSeq, a predicted model, not a curated record
AGAAAAGAAAGUGCAGGGACAUUUUCAUCCGCUACAGCCAAAGGAGAGCGUUGCCUACAACACUGAAGGAUAAUCACGAGAGGGAGAGAGAGCGCGAGCGAGAGAAGGUUUAAUUAAUUCAUGCAGGAGGGGAGGGAUGUUUCUGCCGCUGACUGAGCUGGUUCCAGCACUGUCUGUAGCAUUUUGUUUGUGAGCCCAUCCAUGCAGUGAACGUGACAGCACUCAGAUCAGGCAGGAUUUGACGGAUACGCCAUCACCUGAACAAGCAGAGAUUACAUCAGUUGAAAGGCCAUCAGUUGCUCCUCCGUGUGCAGCUGGUACCUCCCCGCUGCAGAGCUACUCCAAUCCCAGCCCCUACCGGUGGUGCAGCACGCCUCGCCUUCACACUGCCCUCGUCCUUGUGUCCCUCCUUCGUUUCACAACUCCACGUCGGGGACACCGAUUCACCAUCUGUUACUAAGAAAAGGUGACAUAAGCAUGCCAGAUCGUACCAUGUCCUUCUCAUAUCUCACCUGAGGACGAUCAGUGUGGUUCCCCAGGCUCGCCGCGAGCACUCUGACUGGCGAGAUGGGAGACUGGGUCUGUCUGAGCCCAGCCGAAUUCUCCCAGCUGCAGCAGUACAGUGAGUAUUCCUCCAAGAAGCUUAAAGAUGUCCUGGAAGAGUUUCAUGGAAAUGGUGUCCUUUCCAAGUACAACCCUGAACAGAAGCAAGAUGUUCUCAACCAACCCAUCGAUUAUGAGGGCUUCCAGCUGUUCAUGGCGACCUAUCUGGAGAAUGACAUCCCUGAGGAACUUUGCAAACACCUCUUCACCUCCUUCAAGAGCAAGAAUGGUGGAGGCAGCUCCCCUGACGCUUCUCGAUCUGGAGCAGGCAUGCUAGAGCCCAAGUCCAUUGAUGCAGGCAUCACUAUACAGACCGAAGUAGCCUGUGCACCCAUAACAGGUAUGAAUGGAAAGAGUAUUUUGAGCGCUAUGAGCCGACAUACACCAGAGAACUCUGCAGGAAUCAUUCAAGGCUCAGGGGCCACCACAUCACCCUGCUCCUCCCGCUCCUCCUCACAACGCUCAGGCACAGGGGGCCACACACCCAGAGGCCCCCACCGGUCGCCCGGCACGCAGCCCAAUCCCCCAGCGAGCAGCAGCAGCAGCAAUGCUUUGGCUCUCUCCAAGACUACCAACUCCCCGCGCCUCUCCCCAGAGCGUAAUCAAUCUGAAAAUCGUACAUCUCUCCGGAGGAGUCCUUCUCCACAAAAAGGAUCACCGUCACCCCAAGUGGUCUUCCUUAAAGACAUUGUGUGCUACUUGUCCCUGCUGGAGAGGGGAACACCAGAGGACAAGCUUGAGUUCAUGUUCAGGCUCUACGACACAGAUGGCAAUGGUCUGCUGGACAGUUCGGAGCUCGACCGCAUCAUAAACCAGAUGGUCCAUGUAGCUGAGUACCUAGAAUGGGACUCUACAGAACUACGACCAAUUCUGAAGGAGAUGAUGGAGGAGAUUGAUUAUGACCGGGAUGGAACGGUCACAUUAGAGGAAUGGAUCAGAGGAGGAAUGACCACCAUACCACUCCUGGUACUGCUGGGAAUGGAGACGAAUGUACAGGAAGAUGGGCAGCAUGUAUGGAGACUGAAGCAUUUCAACAAGCCAGCAUACUGUAAUUACUGCCACACAAUGUUGUUAGGAGUACGAAAGCAGGGCCUUUGCUGCUCACUAUGCAAGUACACAGUCCAUGAGCGCUGUGUGUCCAAAGACAUUGCUCCUUGCAUUAGCACCUACGCCAAGUCCCGCAGACACACCAAUGCUAUGCAGCACAUUUGGAUGGAGGGCAACUCCCCAACAAAAUGUGACAAAUGCCACCGCAGUAUCAAGUGCUAUCAAGGCCUAACAGGCCUUCACUGUGUUUGGUGUCAAAUCACUCUCCAUAACAAGUGUGCGUCUAACGUGAAGCCUGAGUGUGACGGUGGACCAUUAAAAGAUCACACACUUUUGCCGUCGUACAUCUGCCCUGUUGUUCUGGACCGUCAUUCUGCUGUCAAAAGAGGUGAAGGAGAGUCAUCCCCCAGUACCAGCCCUGAGGACACCAGCCAGUGUUUCAAGUUCACCGGUGAUGGUCAGGCACUGCAGAUCACCCCUCUGCCUGGAACGCACCCCCUCCUUGUGCUGGUUAAUCUUAAAAGUGGUGGUCGGCAGGGUGAGAGGGUGCUGCGGAAAUUCCAGUACCUGCUUAACCCCAGACAGGUGUACAGUCUGGAUCGAGGAGGACCCAUGGUGGGGCUCAACUUUUUUCGAGACAUGCCCAAUUUCCGCGUGCUAGCCUGCGGAGGCGAUGGAUCAGUGGGGUGGAUUUUGGACUGCAUUGAUAAGGCCAAUUUUGCUCGGGAUCCACCUGUUGCGAUCCUGCCACUGGGUACCGGGAAUGACCUCGCUCGCUGCCUGCGCUGGGGUGGAGGCUAUGAAGGAGGCAGUCUGGUCAAAUUCCUCAGGGAUAUCGAGCACAGCACUGAAGUGCAGCUUGACCGCUGGAACAUCGACAUUGUCCCUGACGAUAAAGAAGAGAAGGGCGACCCUGUGCCCUACAGCAUAGUGAACAACUACUUCUCCAUUGGAGUGGAUGCAUCCAUAGCACAUCGCUUCCACUUGAUGAGGGAGAAACAUCCAGAGAAGUUUAACAGCAGGAUGAAAAACAAGUUGUGGUACUUUGAAUUUGGCACCACAGAGACCAUCUCAGCCACGUGUAAAAAGCUGAACGAAUCUAUUGAGGUGGAGUGUGAUGGCAUCAUUUUGGAUCUCAGCAGCACGUCUCUGGAGGGUAUCGCUGUGCUCAAUAUUCCCAGCAUGCAUGGGGGCUCCAACCUGUGGGGCGAGUCCAAGAAAAGACUGAAUUACAAUCGCAUGAGUAAGAAAGUGCCAGAGAGAAUGUCUGGCAGCACUGUCACCGAUGCCAAGGAGCUCAAGUUUUGUGUGCAAGAUCUGAGUGAUCAGCUCCUGGAGGUGGUGGGUUUGGAGGGAGCCAUCGAGAUGGGUCAGAUCUACACAGGUCUCAAGAGCGCUGGGCGGCGCCUUGCACAGUGUUCUAGUGUCACCAUCAGGACGUCCCGGCUGCUGCCCAUGCAGAUUGAUGGGGAACCAUGGAUGCAGCCUCCAUGCACGAUACGGAUCACGCAUAAGAACCAAGUUCCCAUGCUGCUGGGACCGCCACAGAAAACAUUCUUCUUCUUCAAGAAGCGCAACAGAAGUCGGGACUAGAUGUGGGACUCCAAAAUUCAACCACUCUUCUACAAUCAUACAAACACACUCAAACAUCUCCACCUUCCUCAGCUAAUUCUUCAUCUUUGGCAGGUGGCAGCCAAAGAGAAGACACUUUUCAAUCACUUUUGUGAGACAAAUCAAUACAAAUACAACACUGUAAUGGGCCUCUAAUGGACUCCAUCUCCCAACACAUUCAGAUGUUCAUAGGCUGAACCAGUUGAACGGACCCUCUCUGAGUGUCAUGACCACUUCCUGUGUCUUAUCAUCCGGAACGUCUUAUCACAGGCUUGUGACCUGUAAGCUAUGACUCGAUUCCAACUAAAUCCCCCCUACCAGUAGGCCACUGCCUUGGGAUCACACUGUGUGCCCUCUCCCUCCUCUU